Molecule: messenger RNA, 6590 nt
Organism: Hydractinia symbiolongicarpus
Lineage: Eukaryota; Metazoa; Cnidaria; Hydrozoa; Anthoathecata; Hydractiniidae
Product: WD repeat-containing protein 90-like
Exons: 37
Coding region: 135-5762 (1875 amino acids)
Cellular component (GO): centriole
Molecular function (GO): protein binding
Source: RefSeq, a predicted model, not a curated record
GUGUCUGACGAAAAUUUGUGUAAUUCUACUGACUUCUGCUGUCAAUGUUUCUUUUUCUGAAUAAAGACUUUUUCGCUACUGCAAAUAUACAUAUCAAUGCUAAAAAUUGUUAAAUUGGGCGGACAGUAAAUUGCAUGAAAAAAAUUCUCUUUCUAAUUGUGGUUUAUUUGUUUAUAGUUUGGCAGCAACCGUAUGUCAACCUGUUCAAACAUUAUGGUGCUGGUGAAUGGAAGAAAUGUUCAAAGGAAGGUGAUGUUGUGAAAAUUAUGGAUCGUGGGAUUAAAUCAUCAAUAUAUCGGCUAAGUGGGCAAGUUCCAUCCGGAAAUUUUAUACAGUUUCCACACCCCAAAAGUCCUCCAUUGAGGCUGACUGGGCACAUUUUAUAUGUUCUGUUCAAGCCUGUUACUGGAAAGUAUUUUUCUAUUCAACUUGAUGUAGCUACGAGUGAUGGCGUUGUCGUUAGAAUUACUUUGUCAAAUAUGUUUAAAGAAUUUAAGUCCACAUCGACUUGGUUACAAUUUCCUGUUGUUUUAAACCCUCCUCCUGGCUCGGUCGAAGAAGCAACAUCACUUCUGCUUUGCUCAAAAGAUCGUGUUGGUGCUGCUCCAUACACUACUCGUUGGACGUUGUUAUGUUUUAAUAUGCAGUAUGUUUUGUCAGUGUAUCUUAACAAACAUUACUUAUACUUGAAGAAACUAAGACUUUGUUCCAGCAUGUUUGUGAAAAACGCCUUUACUAGUGAUAUUUGUUAUGAACCAGGACUUGAUAUAAAAGUUGCACGGAAAACUGGUCUCCUAGCUUCAGGAGUUGUUCCUCUUCCACGUGAAAUAAGCUUUCCAUUAGAAAGACAUCAAGAUUGGCAUGAGAAGUAUGAUUACAUAAAAUUUCCUUCCAGUAAGCAACAACCAUGCUAUAGACCAGAGCAAAUAGGUCAUAAUUGUGAAAGAAGUACAAAUAUGAAAGUUUCUCCUGGACAGCUAACCAGUUCUCGUGCAACAUCAAGACGAACCAAUCAUUGUGAUUCUAGUACCUCAAAAGCUUUGAAAUCAAGAGUGGCCUUAGUGGAUAAAGUGACAUCAGCAAUGAUGAACCAGUCUGAAAUUAUGAAUAGUAAAUCGCUAGCCUCCACACUCACAGGAAGAAACUCCUCUCCAACCUAUGAAAAAAGGCAACAUCCCAAGAAUAUAAGAGAGAAUAAAAAAAAUAUAGUUUGCCAUUUACCAGAAGUUGGGUUAAAUGACCAUUCAAUGAAGUUAGACACAACAAAUGAUGUUCAUAUUUAUGCUUCACCCAAAGCUUAUAGAGGAAAGGAAAAUCUACCAUUAAAAUCAACGAAAGAAAUUAUAUCUAGACAAAAGAGUCGAAAACCUACAAAUUACCAGAGAACGAUGUUACAGCCUGAUCCAAUAUUAUCGUUAAAAAAAGUUGUUGGUUUUGGUGGCGCUACUUACAAACAUGCGAUAUGGUUGGAAGAUGGAGAACAUAUUAUAUAUCCAUGUCAAUCUGUGAUCAUUUUACUUGACAUUACCAGUGGGAAACAAAAAUUUCUAUUUGGGCACACAAAUAAGAUCUCUGCUCUUGAAUGUGCCAGGAAUAAUACCUUGUUGGCUUCAGCACAGUGCAGUGAGGACUCCAUAAUAAGAAUUUGGGAUAGUAAGACGCUGAAAUGUUUGACCAUAUUCCAAACGAAUUUAAAUAAUGUAUCAUUACUGAGUUUCUGUUGUAAUGCUGAAAAGUUAUGUGCAGUAGGUGAAGACAGAAAUAGGAAACAAGUUGUUACUGUGUGGGACACAUCAAUAGCUUCAAGAGGAGGAAAAGUUGUCUUAAUUGGAAAAGCUCACACUGAGCUUAAUAUUAAUAAUAUUUGCUGUAUGAAAUUUACUUCAUUCGAUGACACAAGAUUGAUAUCAUGUGGAAAUCAUAACAUCAGAGUUUGGAAAAUCAAAUCAAACAGUCUACGAUCAUGUCCAGUUGACUGGCAUCAUCUUGGCAAUGUUUGUUUUACGGAUUUUACAAUUGCAGGAACUACUCGUCUGGUUAAAGAUAAAACAAAUAUAUCAGUCUUCUUUACCACCAACACUGGAUCUGUUUAUGAAGUCAACUACAAAUCACUGAAAGUUGUGAACAUUUAUAAAUUAUUUGACAACAAACACUCUGAUCUUGAAAAGAAUGUUGGCUUAAAUACAAUAUCCUUUUCCCCGAAUUUUGUUGCAGUAGGUUCCAAUGACGGUGUCUUGCAAUUGUGGUCUACGAAUUUCAAAUCAGUUUUAUUAGAAGCUGAACACGACGGCUCACUCUCAAUGGUGAAAAUUUCAAUAACUGGAGAUAAGGUUUUGGCUGGAACUAGUUCUGGCAGCCUUGGUAUCUUGGACAUAGCUCAAAAAUCAUAUUCAACAAUAACUCGAUCUCACAAUGCAUCUAUAUCAUCCUUCUCAUUUGAGAUGAUACAUAAUCAUGUUGCAACCAUUUCAGAAGACGGCAGCAUCAAGUUAUGGAGCCAAUGGAAUAUGGCACAAAUUUACGAUUUUCAGGCUGAAAACGAGAAGCCGACUUCCGUAUGUUGCCAUCCAUGCAAAGCUGAAUUUGCAUGUGGUUUUAAAAAUGGUAGUAUCCGCUUAUUCAGUUUGUCAACAACUUCCUUAAUGUUUGAACUAAAAGAGCACUGUGAAGAAGUGCAUUCAAUACUGUUUAACAAAAGUGGUGAGCUUUUUUAUUCUGCAAGUAGAGAUGGAACCCUGAUAAUGCACAGGACACUGAAUUUAAGCAACAAUUAUGAAGUUCUUCGUUGUUUGCCAAACUCAAUAGCAAGACAGACUACAAUUUCAUCAAAUGCUAUGACUCUGGAUGACAGUGGACAGAAAUUAGCUGUUAUUGGACCAUCGGAAUUUGUUGUAACUGUUUUUGCAGCAAGGUCUUUAGACCAGUUACUGCAUAUUGAUGUGACAACAAUGACCAGUCAUUCAAAGUUUAUUAUUGAUGAAGCAAUUGGUGUACUGUUCUCUCCAGCUUCCAUUGGACAGCUACUUGUUGUGACAUCAAACUCGCGACUGUUAAAGUUUGAAUGUACAACUGGGCAGUUACUUUCCGAGUCUUCAAAAGUUCACGAAGGUGGUGUAAGCAGUUUUUGUUGCAGUGAAAAUGGAAAAUACAUUGCAACUGCAGGUGAUAACUGCAUCAAAGUGUGGGAUUAUCACUUAGAGAAGGAUGUGAAUCACCAGGUAUUUAUAGGACAUUGUAAUCCAAUAUCCAAAUUGCAAUUUUCAUCAAAUGAUGAGUAUCUUUUGUCGUGUGGUGAUACUUUAUUUUUGUGGGAUUUCUUGAGUUAUGAAAACACAAGCCUUCGGAAAAAUGAAAUUUCAAAAGACACAGAUUGCUGUUCCUUACCAUGUGAGAAAUUGUAUGGCUCACUAAAGCCUCGUGAACCACCACCUCUUCCACGUCCACAAGAUCUUGACAUAAGUGUCAUCAACAUACAAGAUGAUAGUGUUAAUGAUGACGAGGAGGAUGUAGAGGCCUUCCCUACAUCUGAUGAUGAAAUAGAUUUCGCUGUGGAGAGAGCUAAAAAUAAUACUGUUCACGAAAUAACAAGUGAUGACGACGAAAUAACACCUUCGGUUGAACAACCAACUUCAACUGCAACCACUAUGCCACCCGUUACCCAUCAUGCAGCGCCCACUGUACAUGCGCAUUUUAAGCCCCGACCUAACACUUCUAAAUUAGCAGCUAAAUGCUAUGCAGCACCAGCACAUCAAGCUGGGUUAAAACUUAACUCGUUUAUUGGUUGUAAUGGUAAUGCAAGAAGUAACAUCUUGUGGCAUCCAGAAACAGGAUUGUUUAUGUACACAUGUGGAUGUGUUUUAAUCAUUGAAGAUCUUAACAGUGGCAAACAGUGUCUGUUACAUAAGCAUACUGAAGAAAUCUCCACACUUGCGUUACAAAACGAUGGACAAGUUGUUGCAACAGGUGGUAGUUUGAAUGCUGCUACGAAUUAUGGAGAGAUUUGUGUGUGGAGUGUUCGGCAUGGAAGUUGUCAAAAGGUAUUGAACGUCCACCAUUGCAGUGUUAUGGCACUGCAGUUCUCUCGAGAUGAUCGAUACUUGGUAUCACUUGGAAACUAUCAAGAAUGUUCACUUGUAGUAUGGUGUACGCGUGACUAUAUCGUACUGGCGCAAGCUACAACGAAUUUUCCGAUGCAUGCUGUACACUGGCACCCGUAUAGUGCAAACGAACUGGUUACUGUUGGUAGAAAUCGCAGUGUCUUGUUCUGGCAUGUAACAGACGAUCAAACUGACGGUGAAAUACUUCAGAUGACGAAAGGGGAAUUGCCUUCAGAGAUCUUUAGAGAUGAUAGUAACGAUGUAACUGCUGUUUGUUACGCCGAUCGUAACUUGUUGUUCACAGCUACGUCAAAGGGUGUCGUAUGUGCGUGGAAUGUUCACAACAAAAGUUGUUUCAUGCACUGGCAAGCGGAUAACGAAGAAAUAGAUCUACUUGUGGCAAGGUUUGGCAAGCUAGUUACAGGAAGCUGUUCCAAACAGCUAUGCUUGUGGUCAAUCAGUGGAAUCGAAAAGAUCAAUGAAAAUGAUACGUUAAGGGACUUCGAACAAAACGGUUUAGUUUUGCAAUUUAAGAGGAAGCUAGAUUCAGCUAUCACUGGUGGUGUAUUCGACGAUACAAUAGAGAUGGGAGUGGUUGGUACUUCAAACGGUACGAUAUAUUACAUUAGUUGGGAUGACGUUUCUGAUGUGGGAAUUGUUAGUGGACAUCACCAAAACAUUUUAAAUGUUGCAUUUUGUGGUGGCAAUGAAAAAUACUUCGCGACGAGCAGUUAUGAUGGUGGCUUGCGUUUAUGGAGCCUGGAGACUAGGGAACAGUGUGCUCAAUUUCUUGUGAUUGGACAGGCAUGUAACUGCGUGGCUUUUCGAUCCCUACCAAAAGAUGAAUCCGCUAAUACACAUCAAAACAUGUUCAACCAGAUGUUGCAUCCAGCGAAACCACAUGCAGAACACCCAUCUCAGUGUGUUGCAGGCUAUCAGGACGGUACAGUGCGAAUGUUUGAUUUUGGACGCAUGGAAAUGCUGUUGAAGAUGAAACCGCAUUCGUCGAGUGUAACAGCGAUCUUGUGCUCGGCUGACGGUCGAGUUGUUUUAAGUGGGAGUCACAAAGGUGUCGUGGUCGUCAGCAGUUUAUCAACUGGUAUGACCAUGUGCGUUAUAAAUGACCAUCGUGGAGCUUCUGUAUGCUGUAUACGAAGACAAAGAAGUUACAAUUCCGCCUCCUCCUGUCUGUGGCUUGCUGCAAGUGGUGAUCGUCGUAUCAGUGUGUGGCAAGCUGAUUGGUCGAAAGAUUUGUGUGAGCUCACCGAUUGGAUAACGUUUGCAGGUACAAAUUACAACGAGUCAAAGAGAGAUGUUACCUUCCCAACGUUGGCAGACUUCAAUCCGCUUGAUGCAGAUGUACUUAUCUAUACUGGAUACGCAUUAGCUAAAGAAGUCUCUUUUUACAGCUUAUCACAGCAAAAGGUGAUAAAGACCAUAGGACUGACAGACUGGGUACUAAGUAUGGAUUUAUCACCGACUGGAAAUCUUUUAGCUGUCGGAUGUGCAGAUCGCUUAGCAAAAUUGAUCGACAUCGAAGCUGAUACUUUCCAAGACUUUCUUGGUCACACUGACUCUGUUAACAACAUUCGAUUUUCCUGCGAUGGUAGACAUUUGUUAACCAGUGCAGGUACGGAGUUAGCUGUUUGGAACGUUCUUGUUUGAUGAUAAACCCAAAAAUAGUCAAGAAUUAACGCGCAUCAAAGUCGCAUUCAAGAAAAUUCAUUGAAAGUGCUUCUUUGUUGCUGAUAACUUGCAGAGGAUGACAUAAGUAACCAGAUUAAAGUUCCUUCAUACAGAAAAAAGCGAGUUACACUUUUAUCACAAAAACUCUGGAUAUUAUGGAGUUCAUUCCAUCCACUGUAACCCAACUGAUGACAUGACCUAGCCACAAAAUAACAUCUGGUAUACUCAACGUACUUGCUUGUUGAGUUAGCGGCUGACGGAGUCCGUUCUAAUUAUUACCAUGGAAGCAAAGAUUUUAGCGACACUUUUUUCCGGCAAAUUUAUUUCACGUGUGUCCCCCUUCAAUCGCAAAAUCGCAAAGUCUGUUUUAAGUGGUCUAAUUCUGGUAAAGUUCUGAUUAAAAUAUACAAUCUGGAUUCAUUCUAAAUAAUUUUUUUCUCGUAAUAGAAUUCAACACAUUAUUUACAAUUAUUCAGAAAGACUUUGCAAUCUUUUCUAAUUACUCCUCCUAAUUUAUAAAAUCAAAACACGCCCAAAUUUUCUAAUCACUCUUUAUCUCCCAAUUUAUAAAAUCAAAACACGCCCAAAUUUUCUAAUCACUCUUUAUCUCCCAAUUUAUAAAAUCAAAACACGCCCAAAUUUGCUCAUUGCGAAAAUAUUUCGAAAUUCAUUGUGUGUGCUGAAGUCGCAAAAGUUUGUAGGUUUUUGUUUAGUUGUUUAAAGUAAUUUAAAACCAAUAAUUGUAACUAGGAAUGUAAACUUUUAAAGUGUUUUUAAUAAAUGUAUUUACUAUGUUUUCUCUCCUAA